This is a messenger RNA of Sebastes umbrosus (honeycomb rockfish), 601 nucleotides long. RefSeq names its product heat shock protein family B (small) member 11 (gene hspb11). Bases 150 to 554 code for a protein of 134 amino acids. Gene Ontology annotation, biological process: intraciliary transport. The record is from RefSeq and is a predicted model, not a curated record. NCBI's taxonomy places the organism in Eukaryota, Metazoa, Chordata, Actinopteri, Perciformes, Sebastidae. Gene Ontology annotation, cellular component: cilium; centrosome; intraciliary transport particle B. The transcript is spliced from 5 exons.
GCAACGUCUGUAGCUAGGUUACCUUAGCUAGUUGUUCGACUUCUCCACAGAUCUGUAAACAAACACAGAUUGUUGUGUAUUUAUUGUUAUUUUUCUCAACCAGACAGCGCCGAGGAUCAUAAUCUUGUGUUGUGUGUGAGUCACUGAAGAUGAUUAACUCAUCUCUGAGUGCUUUGGGUGCAGAAGUUGUCGUCGUUGCAUCCAGUGAUGAGAAUCAGCCACCAGAAAACAUCACUGACGGAAACACCAACACGUUUUGGAUGUCCACCGGGAUGUUUCCUCAAGAGUUCAUCAUCCGCUUUGCUGAACCCACGAAUCUCUCUGCUGUGACAGUGGACAGCUAUAAUGUGAAGCAUCUAAAGAUAGAAAAGAACACCUCACAAAAUGCUUCUCAAUUUGAGUCUGUCACAGAGAAAGAAUUUGAACAUACAGAGGGACAUCUUCAGUCCAAUGCCAUUUCGCUAAAUGGAAGCAGCGCAACCCACCUUCGUUUUAUCAUCACCUCAGGAUAUGAUCACUUUGUCUCAGUGCACAGAGUCAGUGUACAAAAUUGACACACUUGAUUGUUGUGAAUUAAAUCCUCAUUUUUGUAUAUACUGUA